GACGCAAUCAAAACAAAACAACUUCUAUUUCGGUGCAAUAUGAGUGCAACUUUGGUGAAUAUUGCCGAAGAAGAUUUCUUCGGGACGGUUAUCCGGUAUGGCCUGUACGUUGGGGCCAUUUUUCAGAUGGUUUGUCUCGCCGCAUGCAUUGUGCUGCCAGACUCGACCAGCUUUACCGGGGAUUCGGGCAACUGGUCACCGAAGAACAACGAUAGUGAGGAUUCCAGUUCGGAACACUCGUCGCCACAGAACACUCCGAGAAGACCGUACCACCGAAGCCGCAAGCAGGACAAAAAGAAGCGUCGAUAGAUAAAUGGACUUGUGGACAGGCUACACUGUACUACUUAAACAUUCCGACAUUCCGAAACUCUAUAAAGACGUUCGAUGUAGAAGACGUAUUUAAAAUUAACCAUCAAGCAAUCCCAUUCCUUAGUGAUCUCAAUCCAGUACUUGGGAAAGCGGUGGACCGUUUGCUAGUCCGCCGCAUUAAUACUCGGUAGAAAUAUGUCGCUUAAAUGUAACUCUGUGUUGUAGAGGUAUUUAUUAUUAAAGCGCGUUACCCGCAAGGGUUUCUUUCUGUGA
Messenger RNA from Anopheles cruzii, 582 nucleotides. RefSeq names its product protein anon-73B1. The coding region runs from base 40 to 309 and encodes 89 amino acids. Gene Ontology annotation, cellular component: membrane. The transcript has 2 exons. The record is from RefSeq and is a predicted model, not a curated record. NCBI's taxonomy places the organism in Eukaryota, Metazoa, Arthropoda, Insecta, Diptera, Culicidae.